This is a messenger RNA of Cherax quadricarinatus, 1910 nucleotides long. NCBI's taxonomy places the organism in Eukaryota, Metazoa, Arthropoda, Malacostraca, Decapoda, Parastacidae. The record is from RefSeq and is a predicted model, not a curated record.
GGCGAGUGGAAGGUUAUGUAGUGGUGGUGAAGGCAGCAGUCGCUCCUCUACCUUGGAUCAAACACUCUUCCCACGUCCCAGAGUGACAUAGUGAAGGAUAUAAGCGUGAAGAUGAUGGCCGGGACAUAAUGUCCAGCAGCUGACACCACAUGGAGCAGAGGAUGAUGGAGGGUGGAGUGGUGGCCAGUGUCCCACCUGUAGCACCACCUACAGUUAAGCUGAAGUGGGCAGAGCAUCUCACCACCUCGUGGCUUGCUGAAGACUGCCAGGCCAUAGCAUUGAGGGACUCCACACUUGUUCUCUAUGACAGACUGCUGGAAAACAAGGAGGUGGUGGUGGUGGCUGGCCCUGGAUGUGUGAUGCGUGGGGGGCCACAAUUGCCAGACUAUGAACCAGAACCUCCCUCGCCAGCAGACCAGCUCAGCCACGUCAAUGCUCUGUUGGCAUCACAAGCUGCUCUCGCUCGGUCCACUGCUGCUCAGCCACGGUUCUCAGCAUUAUUACACAAAAGAUUGAUUGUGCUUCAGAGGAUAUACCAUGCGUUGUCACGCAGCUUCCAUCAGGGUGCGAGAGAGAGAGACCGGGCUCUUACUGGGACCAGUGAACGUGGACCAUCAACUGACAUUCAGGGUGGAGGAGUUUCUCUCUCGGCAAAUGAAGCUCUGGUGGAGCUGGGAGUACACACGGGCUUGUCUCUCCUCUUCUCCAUCCUCAGGCUUGGCUGGAUGAAUAAUAGUGGUGGGAGUUUAUGCUCGGAGGUGCUAGGAACUGCUGUGGCUGUGGUACAAGCGCUGCCUCCCUUGUCACUAGCUGUUGAAUCAAAAUUGCCUCGUGUGGGGCUAGCAUCCCUCUCACAGCUGACCACUUUCCUUGGAGAGACUACCAAGCCUUCAUCUCCUGCUGACCCAACAGGUCGUAAACUGAGUGCAGAACUGCUGUUAGGUUUGAGCCUUCAGAGGGGUUCUCUCCGGUACUUACUGGAGUGGGUUCACAUGGCACUGAGUGCAGCUACCACAGCUGCGGAAGAUUCCAGGGAUGGAACAUGCAUUAGCAACAACUGUCUUCAAGAGGUGAUGAGUUCCUUAGCUCAGAGUGGAGAAGGUUUUGUAGGUGGCAUGCCAGGUGUGUCUCAUCCAGAUGGCACAGUGCCACUCUACCAUGCUGCUCUUAUCCUCAUGGAAAAACUCUCACUCUUGGCUUGUGAAUACGCUCGCACAUGUAUUGGCGAUUCGUGUGAUGAGGUGACUGAGAACAAUGAAUCGUGUGAUGUGUAUGUUUGGGGCAGCAACUCGUCACACCAGCUGGCAGAGGGCACCCAAGACAAGAUCCUUGCCCCAAAAUUAACUCAUGCCUUUAAUAGCGUCCAACAGGUUGAAGCAGGCCAGUACUGUACGUUUGUGGUACACAAAGAUGGUGGAAUCAGUGCUUGUGGUAAGGGAAGCUACGGUCGCCUAGGUCUGGGAGACUCUAACAACCAGGCCUCGCCCAGAAGACUCAAUCUUGACACCAGAAUAAGAAGAGUUUCAUCUUCAAAGGGAAGCGACGGCCACACAAUAGCACAUUCGACAUCUGGCCAGGUCUACACUUGGGGAGAUGGUCAUGGGGACAGUACAAGUCGCAAUGUACCUACACUUGUCCGUGAUAUAUCUGGUGUGGGUCAAGUCGUGUGUGGUAGUGCCCACACACUGGCUCUCUCAGCUGAUAGUCGAACUGUGUGGUCUUUUGGCUCGGGAGACCAUGGCAAGCUUGGUCACGGCGACACGGCAAAGGUGUAUCGACCUCGGGUCAUAGAUGCUCUACAGGGCCUUACAAUACGUAAGCUCACCACAGGAACCCAGGUCUCCUUUGCCCUUGCGGCUCAUGGCCAGGUUAGUUACUUUAAACAUUUUAAUUAAAAACUUCAGGCUGAA